This is a messenger RNA of Thermothelomyces thermophilus ATCC 42464, 885 nucleotides long. RefSeq lists its product as uncharacterized. Bases 1 to 885 code for a protein of 294 amino acids. NCBI's taxonomy places the organism in Eukaryota, Fungi, Ascomycota, Sordariomycetes, Sordariales, Chaetomiaceae. The transcript has a single exon. The record is from RefSeq and is a predicted model, not a curated record. Gene Ontology annotation, molecular function: epoxide hydrolase activity.
AUGGCAACCGGUCAGGUGACCAAGGUAGCAACCGUCGAGGCUGACGGCGUAGAAGUAUUUUACCGGUCUGCUGGGCCGGUUGACGCGCCCACGGUAGUACUUUUGCACGGUUUCCCUUCCUCGUCACACAUGUUUCGCAAUCUCAUCCCGCUCCUCGCGACCCGCUACCGCGUCGUGGCCCCCGAUCUCCCUGGAUUCGGCUUCACCAAGGUCCCGGCCGAGCGCGACUAUAGGUUCACCUUCGCAAGCCUCGCGCGGACCUUCGCGUCCUUUGUGGACGUCAUCUCCUUGGACCGGUUCGCAAUCUACGUCUUCGACUACGGCGCCCCAACCGGUUUCCGUUUCGCCCUGGACAGGCCCGACGCCAUAGCGGCCAUCGUCUCCCAGAAUGGCAACGCCUACGCCGAGGGCCUAGGCCAGCCUUUCUGGUCUCAGCUUCAAAAGCUCUGGGCCAGCGGUGCCGAGGCGGACCGCGAAGCUCUCCGUCCGCAGCUCGAGCUCACCGCGACCCAGUGGCAGUACCUGAACGGGUCUCCGCACCCGGAGGCUAUCCAACCCGAGGCUAUCUACCUCGACCAGAUGCUGCUGGAUUGUCCCGGAAUCAAGGAGAUCCAGCUUGACUUGUUCCAGGAUUAUGGCUCAAACGUGAAGCUAUAUCCUCAGUUCCAGGAGUACCUGCGCUCAUCGGGGGUACCAGUCCUGACGGCGUGGGGGGGAAAGGACGAGAUUUUUGUUGCUGCUGGCGCCGAGGCUUAUGGAAGAGACGUCCAGAAGCUUGAGACGCACUGGCUAGAUGCCGGUCAUUUUGCCCUCGAAACCAACGAGCAGCAGGUGGCGGAUUGGAUGAUUGCAUUCUUUGACAGAUUCGACGUGUUUCGGGCCUAA